Messenger RNA from Xenopus tropicalis (tropical clawed frog), 4046 nucleotides. It is a transcript of the gene srgap2, whose product is annotated as SLIT-ROBO Rho GTPase activating protein 2. NCBI's taxonomy places the organism in Eukaryota, Metazoa, Chordata, Amphibia, Anura, Pipidae. The transcript has 23 exons. Gene Ontology annotation, biological process: podocyte development; signal transduction. The record is from RefSeq and is a predicted model, not a curated record. Gene Ontology annotation, molecular function: GTPase activator activity. The coding region runs from base 492 to 3575 and encodes 1027 amino acids.
AGGAGAUCCUUGUGUGCUCUUUUUAUGGAUUGCUGGGGAUGUCGGUGAGGAUGAAGGGAGCAGCAACAGGGCUUUGGGGAAAACAACACAUUCAGCUGGUUUAAGCUACAGAAGCUUUGCUUUCCUUCCCCUGAGAACAUUUGAUUCUCUUUCUGUGUGAGAUCAUUGGAGGAGGUGAAGGGAACCAUGCAGUUGAUUUGGGGAAGGACUUAACACUCUGUGCUGUUAAUGUCUGCAAUCAAGAGGGGACUGCGGGAGUCAGGGUUGCUGCUCAGGAUUUGGUGCAGGGAAUAAUCUCAAAUCUGCAAUCACUAUCCCUUGGUCUGGGGAGAUCUGUAUGUCGCCUUGAAGAUCUGCACCACCUCUUACCGUCUUCUGAUCUCCGCUUCUCCAUGGACUGACAGACGGAAUAAUCACUGACUAAAGCACAUUCAUUAGCAUCCGCAAAAUCUGAUUGUCAAACCCAGGAUUGUAGCAGCCAAGCUAGGAAAAUGACAUCGCCGGCGAAAUUUAAAAAGGAUAAAGAGAUCAUCGCUGAGUAUGAUACCCAAGUCAAAGAGAUCAGAGCUCAGCUCAUAGAACAAUUAAAAUGCCUUGACCAGCAAUGUGAUCUACGCACUCAGCUUCUGCAAGACCUACAGGAUUUCUUCCGCAAGAAGGCAGAGAUAGAAAUGGAUUAUUCCCGAAACCUGGAGAAGCUUACCGAAAGGUUCCUUUCAAAGACGCGUGGGGCCAAAGAUCAGCAGUUUAAGAAAGAUCAGAAUGUAUUAUCUCCGGUGAACUGCUGGAACCUGCUUCUUACUCAGGUGAAGAGGGAGAGUAGAGAUCAUGCAACACUUAGUGAUAUCUACCUGAAUAAUAUUAUUCCACGGUUUGGUCAGAUCAGUGAAGACUCUGGGCGAUUGUUCAAAAAGAGUAAAGAGAUUGGUUUGCAGCUUCAGGAGGAUCUGAUGAAAGUGUUAAAUGAGCUUUACACGGUGAUGAAGACUUAUCACAUGUACAAUGCGGACAGCAUCAGUGCACAGAGCAAAUUGAAGGAGGCAGAGAAGCAAGAGGAAAAGCAAAUGAGCCGAUCAGUAAGACAAGAAGACCGCCAGACUCCCCGUUCUCCUGACACCGCAACCAGUGUCCGACUGGAGGAAAAGCACAUUCGGCGCAGCUCAGUAAGGAAAAUUGAGAAGAUGAAAGAGAAGCGUCAGGCCAAAUACACCGAAAACAAAGUAAAGGCAAUAAAGGCUCGGAAUGAGUAUGUCUUGGCUCUGGAAGCGACUAAUGCAUCUGUAUUCAAAUACUACAUUCAUGACUUGUCUGACCUCAUUGAUUGCUGUGACUUGGGGUAUCAUUCCAGCCUGCACCGUGCUCUUCGUACCUUCCUUUCUACUGAAUUCAACUUGCAGCACUCAAAGCAGGAAGGCCUGGAAGCUUUAGAGAAUGCAACAGAAAACCUAGAUGCAUCCACAGACAAGCACCGACUGAUGGAGUCAUCCAACAGUGUCUUUUGCCCACCAGUAAGGUUUGAGUUUCAGCCACACAUGGGAGACACAGUCGCCCAGCUCUGUGCACAGCAGCCUUUGCAAGGGGAACUAGCACAAAGGUGUCAGCAGCUACAGUGUCGUUUGUCUACCCUUCAGAUUGAAAAUGAGGAGGUGAAAAAAACAAUGGAGGCCACAUUGCAGACCAUCCAGGAUAUGGUAACUGUAGAAGACUUUGAUGUCUCUGACUGCUUCCAGUAUAGCAAUUCCAUGGAGUCUGUAAAGUCAACUGUGUCAGAGACUUAUAUGAGCAAACCAAGUAUUGCCAAGCGUCGUGCCAAUCAGCAAGAGACUGAGCAAUUCUACUUCACGAAAAUAAAAGAAUUCCUAGAGGGCCGAAAUCUGAUUACAAAACUGAAAGCCAAGCAUGACAUGCUACAGAAAACCCUGGGAGAGUGUCAGCGCACAGACUGCUCUCUAGCCAGUGGUCGUAGAAUGUCAACCCUCAGAAAACAGGAUGUUAAGCAACCCAUUCCGCUAGUAGUAGAAAGCUGCAUUCGGUUCCUAAGUCGACAUGGUCUCCGACAUGUGGGAAUAUUUCGAGUGUCUGGUUCUCAGGUGGAGGUGAAUGAUAUAAAGAAUGCAUUUGAGAGAGGGGAGGACCCCUUGGAAGAAGAUCAGAAUGACCAUGAUUUGGAUUCAGUGGCUGGUGUCCUUAAACUACACUUUAGAGGGCUCACAACUCCUCUUUUUCCAAAGGAAAUCUUCCAUGACCUUCUGAGCUGUGUCUCAAUGGACAACCUUCAAGAAAGAGCAUCCCACAUGCGCAGGGUAUUACUUUGUCUCCCCUCUUCUACAAUAGUUCUUAUGAGAUACCUCUUUUCCUUCCUCAAUCACCUGUCACAGUUUAGUGAUGAUAAUAUGAUGGAUCCCUACAAUCUGGCUAUCUGCUUUGGCCCAACUUUGAUGUGUGUCCCUGACAAUCAUGACCAGGUGUCCUGCCAGUCACAUGUCAAUGAAAUCAUCAAAACCAUCAUCAUUCAGCAUGAAAGCAUCUUUCCUGGUCCCCGCGAGCUGGAGGGACCAGUCUAUAUCCCAGGGAGCAUGAGUGAAGACUGUGAGAGUUCUCACAGUGAGCCAAUCUCAGCAGAUGACAGCGUGUUGGAUAUUACAGCUGAAAUGCAAAGUACAGAAGAGGGUUACCAUACCAACAGCACUGGAUAUAGCAGCAGGAGGAUACUAACUGGAAGUGAAGACCCUUCAAGCGAGAGGUCAAGCCCUCGAUCUGAACCUGAGCAGUGCUCUGAGCCACUUCAUGAGGAGAAAAUCACAGCAAGAGCCACUCUCAGUUGUGCCGCAGGGAGCCACGUGGCUGAUAUCUACCUUGCUAAUAUCAACAAGCAGAGGAAGAGGCCAGAAUCUGGAAAUAUUCGGAGAACCUUCCGGCAGAGUGACAGUGUCUCUAGUUCUGAUACAUCAGAGCCAGCCUCUCCUGGAGGAUCAGUACGACCUGCAUCUCAGCCUGUCAUGAGCCAGAAUUUCUCCAGGGAGGCUCCAGACCGCUGUUCCAUUAGUGGACAUGGCACAGUCAGCAGCAUUAGUCGUCACUCGUCUCUCAAGAACCGGGUGGAUAGCCCUCAAAUACGAAAAGCAAUGGUUGCAGGAAGGUCAAAGAGCUUCAACAAUCACCGCCCACUCGACCCAGAAGUCAUUGCUCAGGACAUUGAAGCUACCAUGAACUCUGCCCUUAAUGAGCUCCGGGAGCUUGAGCGCCAAAGCAAUGCCAAACAUGCCCCUGAUGUGGUACUGGACACCUUGGAGCCUCUAAAGACCUCUCCUGUGGCUGCCCCUAAUUCUGAGCCUUCCAGCCCCCUCCAUGCGCAGUCCCUGAGGGAUGUGGAACCUAGUUUCCAGCGAAGCUCCAGCUCAGCUAGCGAUAUCACCUGUUCUUUCCGUACUGCCAAAUCUGUACGGCUUCCCCCAUCUCGACCUCCAGCCACAAGGCCUAAACCUAGUGUGUUCCCCAAAUCUGGGCCCCAAGCUGCAAGUGGAGUCAAUUCUACAUCCAGUCAGCAGCCUCCUGACAAGUCUUGUCCGGUGUGAGGCUGGGUGUGGGGACGUCACUGUGAAAUCAAUGUUAAAUCUUCAGUGUGUAAAUAGAGACUGGAGGGUCAUAAGAAGCCUUAAAAUAAAGGCAGGGGAGAGAUUAAAAUGGAAAUAAAACUGAAGGAGGAGUCAGUCCCAUACAGGACCAAAAAGAAGAAAAAGCUUAGUGCAAGCUAUUUAAUUGGUCAGUCCAACUCAGGACAGAAGUGACCGCAUGGAUAGCAUGAUGUUUAAUGCGUUAGCGGUCAGUCCGACUUGUGUAGCAAUGUGAUCAAAGGACAGCCACACGUUUAAUCAGUUAAUGGGACAGUUCCAAAGCUAAACUACAUGAGCUACCAACUGGGUUCAAAAUAUUGUUCAGUGUAUGAAACUGUCCCUGUGUUAGUUACUAGUUAGGAUUCAACUGUAGCAACUGCACCAAAAUUUGACCAGGGUAAGUUUUUAGGAUCACAUGUUGUUUUUAAGCAU